Spizellomyces punctatus DAOM BR117 is the source of this 2468-nucleotide messenger RNA. RefSeq lists its product as uncharacterized. The transcript is spliced from 2 exons. The record is from RefSeq and is a predicted model, not a curated record. Gene Ontology annotation, cellular component: nucleus. NCBI's taxonomy places the organism in Eukaryota, Fungi, Chytridiomycota, Chytridiomycetes, Spizellomycetales, Spizellomycetaceae. Bases 344 to 2281 code for a protein of 645 amino acids.
AACUUCAGACUUUGAUGGCGGUUUUUUUUCCUCCCGGUUUUUUUUUAUUUUGAUUUUUUAUUUUCAGAACGAGUUUGGUUUGCAAGUCCUUUUGAGGCGAGAACGAUUUGAGAGAGUGUGUUUUGUUUGCUUCUCUUUUGGCCGUCCGUCCAUUCAUCCAAAUCGCACACUCGGACGGAGCCUACGGAGGAGUUGUUGCACAACCUGUCAAGGGUGACAACGCACAAACGACCGAAUAGCCCCAUCCGCUCAGGCCGUAAACCAGGAACUCGUCCCGCGGAGACACUUAUAAUACUGCCCGUUGGUCUCCAUUUUUCCUCGGCCGUGUUGACAGCCGAGGUUCAUGCAGCCGAACCCGCUAUUUGCAGGACAUUGUUACCUACACGACAAACACGUACACGCUAAGCUUGAGAUGAGCGUGCAGAGUAUAGGAGAGAGCGCGGCAGUGCUGGAUCAGUUUUUGGGGAAUCGACCGGAGACUCAUUUCGGACUAGGGGAAAAUUCGUACUUGAAUGUCCAUGUCCAAGAGGCGGUGAUGUGCUCACCUGCCUUUGAAUCGCAGCAACGAGACAUCGACGUGUCGUCCAUGAACGGGACGGAAGGUAUGAUUCCGCCUCCUGUGGCGCCUAUGGCUUUAGGCAGCUGGUACGAUGGCUCAAAGGGACAGGCUUUAUCCUUGGAUGAGUUUGACCUUGGAUCCACUGAUGAAAUUUCGGUUGGAUUGAGCGGAAACGAGACGGGCGACUUGACAGCGUUGCUCGGCACCAACAUGUCUGUCAACCACAGCGGUAGUUUGACAAUGUUUGAACAAUUGAUCAUGUCGCCGCCAACGUACACGACUCCUCCCGUCACUUCUCCUCCGCAAGUCGCCCAACGGCAACGCAGCUUCCCAUCCCCUUACCCAGGCAUGUACGCAUCUCCCGCUAUCAACAUUGUCACACCAGAGUCGACUAUUAUUUCUACACCGUACCAAAACUUUACACCAGAUCCUGUUUUUUCCAUGGAUUCUCUGUUGAAUGAACUGGCCUCUCCUGCUGCCGCUUGUAUGCCACCUAGUCAACCAUCGACAAACAGUCCCGUUUUAUCGUUGCUCGAUGAGCUUGAGUCAGAGCUCAAGUAUUUGCAUACCCACGACACACAUGAUACAAGAUCGAUAACGGGAUUCAUGAGUAGUGCGGUCUCACCUUUCGCUCCUCCAGUGACGGAACCCACAGUGAAUCCCCAGUCGUCUGGAUCGGAACACGAUGUGGCAAUGAAUAAAUUGAUGCGCGCCCUCUCGAUUGUUCGAGCUCGGCGCAACGCUCGUUCGAGCGAUCCGCAAAGUUCUCAUCCGACACCUCCGGUGGAUCCCGUCGUUCCAAACACCAGUUUCGUGUCAGAAUCUGGACAAUGGUCAAUCGAUUUGAGCCCUCCGAUACAAGGGCCUGUAUCUAACGAGGUGGAAAACAGCGCAUUCAACACGCUCUUGGCCCCACUUUCAUACGAUGCCUUGAAGCACGCUUCGGAAUCGGCAAAUGAUCUUAAUCAACAGCAGCCGCAGCCGUCACAUCCGGUGCCAUACCCUACACCGUCGGAAAGUUCCCCUUACCCAGCCCAGUUUGCGUCCCCGGCCGCUUCACCGGCUCUUCCUGCAUUUCUUUCCCCGCAUCCAGCGGCCACUUCCCCGGCAAUCCACUUUUUGUCUCCCUACUCUACGACAGUGUCUCCUGCAACCACUUUUUUCUCGCCCUACUCUACGACAACUUCACCAGCCGGAUCACCCUUCACGCCAUUCGACGAAGGAAGCUACGAAGCAGACGGUGUGAAUGGUAUACUCAAUCUGCUCAACAACUCUGCUACUGGCGGAUACCCGGAAACAGACACGCUUACCGGGACCUCACCCCGCAACCCUUCCCCACCAUCCACCAAUCCUCUCAUUACAACCCGCCGCAAGUCCAACACCAACCAUACAUCCACGCGUCACAGCCCCUCUCAAAAGACAUUCAAGUGCACCCAUGAGGGAUGCGGAAAAGUCUUUACGAGAAUGUAUAAUCUCAAAUCUCACGCAAAGGCACAUACAGGUGAACGACCCUACGCCUGUCCAGCUUGUCCAAUCACCUUUUUGCGCAAACAUGAUAUGCGGAGACACUAUGCUUCGUUACAUGACACGGAGAAAGCAUAUCGGUGUCCAAAUUGUGGGAGUGGGUUCGCGCGUACGGAUGCGCUGAAACGACAUAUGGAAGUUGAGUCGCGUAUGGGGAUGCGAGGUGGGUCUGUGCAGGAGGGUAUGCAUUUGGGGUGAUGUUGUGUUCUUUUGAGACUUCUGGUGUAUAUAAUUGCCUGAGAAUGGCGGAAAUCUUUAUUUUGCAUGUUUUAUUGCAAGCGUAGGGUUUGCUUUGUUUGCUUUGUUCUGCGGCUUUUUCAUUUUAUGUAAAUACCAUUGAUAUAUAUUUUUUUUAUAUAUGUUUGGGGGUUUUUCUGCUUUUAAA